Rhizophagus irregularis DAOM 181602=DAOM 197198 is the source of this 581-nucleotide messenger RNA. Lineage: Eukaryota; Fungi; Glomeromycota; Glomeromycetes; Glomerales; Glomeraceae. The record is from RefSeq and is a predicted model, not a curated record.
UUUUUUAAGAAUGUCAAAAGAAACGAAAGAAACCGACCCUAAAGAAUCAAAUUAUUAUAUCGAUUGGUUAGAAAAAUCGAUUGCAAAUGAAUAUCUCAAUUAUUUCGAAUAUUCUGAAUUUAAAAAUUCAGAACUUAUAGGAAGUGGUUCACAUGGAAGUGUCUUUCGUGCUAAUCGAAAAAAUGCCGGAAAUUUUUUCGCUUUAAAAACUUUUAAAAAUUAUGACAAUACAAUGUUAAAAGAACUUGUUAAUGAGAUAAAAUUACAAAAAAGAGUUGACUUUCAUGAAAAUAUUAUACGAUUCUACGGCAUCACGAAAGUGGAAACUGAUAAAUAUUCGUUAGUCUUAGAAUAUGCCGAAAAUGGUACACUAAAAACUUAUUUAAGUAACCAUUUUAACGAACUUAAUUGGGUUGAUAAAUAUCAGUUGGCAUUUCAACUAGCCAAUGCAGUAGAAUGCUUACAUGAUUGUAACAUUAUUCAUCGUGAUCUGCAUGGAGAUAAUAUACUAAUACAUCAAAAAAUGAUAAAGCUAACAGACUUUGAAUGUUGGAAUAAUGAUCCAGAUGAACGUCCAAAUA